AUGAACACCAAACUUUAAAACAAGGGAGGCUAUUACGUCCUAGAAAAGGCUUAGAAGAAAUAAACUAAGCAAACAAGGUAACCAAAAUAAACUCAAACUCAAAAAAAAUCAUUUAAACCUUUUGAAGGAAAAGGAAUAAAAAUGAGCAAUGAUAAAAAUCACUAUAACUGGAUUUGCGAAUAAUGUGGAUUUAUUAAUUAAGAAAACGCCGACAUUUGCUGUAAGAACUGCCAAUUUUAGAAAUGA
Messenger RNA from Paramecium tetraurelia, 246 nucleotides. RefSeq lists its product as uncharacterized. The transcript has a single exon. Lineage: Eukaryota; Ciliophora; Oligohymenophorea; Peniculida; Parameciidae. The record is from RefSeq and is a predicted model, not a curated record.